This is a messenger RNA of Octopus sinensis (East Asian common octopus), 1871 nucleotides long. RefSeq names its product tektin-4-like. Gene Ontology annotation, biological process: cilium assembly; cilium movement involved in cell motility. The record is from RefSeq and is a predicted model, not a curated record. The coding region runs from base 128 to 1531 and encodes 467 amino acids. Lineage: Eukaryota; Metazoa; Mollusca; Cephalopoda; Octopoda; Octopodidae. The transcript has 7 exons. Gene Ontology annotation, cellular component: nucleus; microtubule cytoskeleton.
CAUCGCUCUCUCACUUUGCUCCUCUCUUUAUUUUAUAUACAUUUCUUUCUCUCUUUUUAACUCCCAUCUCCUCUCUACGUUUACUUCAUAUAAGUACAUUCGUAACAGAAAAGGAUAAAACUUCAAAAUGGCUGCGUGUGUCGUGGGCCCGAACCUAAAUACUUGCCAACCGGCGGGCGAUGUGGGUGAAGCGAGUAUCAUACACCCACCGGUGGAAUGUGGACCAAAAGGUGAACUUGACUGUAGGACCAAGAGAGAGACAUUCGAAGAUUCAGUGCUGAUGACUAACACUGGAAAUGAUAUGGGUAUCUCGACCCAAGGUUACCGAAGCAACAAAUAUAACGAUAUGGAGUGGAAUAACAAUAACUACGCCAAAUAUUUUCAAUCUGCCUCUGACAGACACAACUCUGAAGUGAUCCGCAACGACUCCUCAAAUACUAUGAAUACCACAGAGGCCAUCACCAAGAAAACCCAGGAUGACAUGACCAAGAAGCUAGGAGAGAGAAUACAAGACAUUAGUUUCUGGAAGUUUGAACUUGAACGAGCUAUCCAAGACAUGCAAGAUGAGAUAGAUCUGCAAGUGACAAUGAAGAGACAACUGGAGAAUGCACUGCGUUCUGUUGAGAUACCGCUGCACAUUGCAUCAGAUAACCUGAACUGCAGGCUGCGUCGACAAGGAAUUGAUCUUGUUGAGGAUAUUGUUGAAAAAGCUUUACUUCAGGAAGUCAAGUUAAUUAACAAUGUACAGGAACUUCUGAAGAAGACAAUCGCAAAAACUGACGAACAACUCGAGAAUAACCGUCUUACAAAGCAAAAGAUGGAGAUGGAUUGGAGUGAUAAAAAGGAGGCACUACAGAUUGACAGUCGAUGUGCAAUACUGAGGAACCACCACACCAACAAGCAGUUCUUUCCUGGUUCAGCUAAUUUCCAGGAAAUACAAUCAACUCCUGAAUCUUGGGCACAGUUCACCCAUGACAACAUAAUUCUGGCUGAAAAUGAGCGAAAGUCAUCCAUUCAGUUGCGAGAAUGUGCAAAGAACAUCUUGGAGGAUACUUCCAGAGACCUGUUUGAGCAGAAUAAUAUCGUACAGUCUGCUUUCCAGAAACGUCUGCAAGAACUUGAUGAUGCCAAAUUUAGACAUGAAAGCCAUUUGAAGAAGGUAUGUCAAGAAAUUUCUGAUGAAGAGAAAAAUAUUGAAGGUCUGCUGAAGGCUAUCAGAGACAAGGAAGAUCCUCUAAAAGUUGCUCAAACCCGCCUUGAUGCAAGGUCUCGCCGUCCAGGAGUUGAGCUGUGUAGAGAUGGCAUCCAAAUUGGAUUAAUCCAAGAAGUUGAUGAAAUUAACACUUCCAUUACAACCCUGAAAAAGAAACUGAUGGAAGCUCAGAAUUCUCUCAAGAACCUGCAAGACACAAGGAUGUGUUUAGAGAAAGAAAUUUCAAACAAGAUAAAUUCCAUUUUUAUCGACAGGCAGAAAUGCCUUCCAAUGCGAGAACGCUACCCUACAGUGCUGCGUUUACAGGGUUAUCAAUAACUAGUUCAGCACUCUUGUGUGAUUUGUCAAUGGGUUGCCCGGUACACACACACACACACACACACAUACACACACACACAUACACACACAUACACACACACACAUACACACACACACACACACACACACACACACACACACACACACAGGUGCAUAUAUCAACACAUAUUUCUAUAUGCUUCAUAAUACUCAGAAUUCAACAUGUAAACACACACAAUUUCACAUCUUUUCUCUCUCUCUCUCUUUACACACACACACACACACAUAUACUAUAAAAAACAAGCAAAGAAGGGGUUUUUAUGAGGAUACAACACAACCGAUAUUAAUUGCUAUACAUUAU